Mytilinidion resinicola is the source of this 661-nucleotide messenger RNA. RefSeq lists its product as uncharacterized. The transcript has 2 exons. The record is from RefSeq and is a predicted model, not a curated record. Lineage: Eukaryota; Fungi; Ascomycota; Dothideomycetes; Mytilinidiales; Mytilinidiaceae. The coding region runs from base 130 to 372 and encodes 80 amino acids.
GACAUCGCCAUGGGAAGCAUGUGGUGAUAGUCUGUGAGUCGCAUCACGCUACCACUUCGUCCGUUUCAGGUCCCGUAGCUUCCCUUCCACGUCGCAUCGCGACUCGUUUUCUCCUUGUGAGCAUCAACAAUGCUUGCAAGCACACGUCUUUCCCCGUCUUUCUCCACCGCACACGGCCGCGUCGUGUUGCUGUCGUGUCUCCAAAUUUCCGCAUCGGUCAAUCGAGCAAGCUCAAGCGCCGGCACAACUCCACCGCCAAUCCGCCGCGCGAAUUUCUGGCAUGCCUGCAUCCGGCUUCGCGCCGCUGCUUUACGGAGAAACAUUGCUGUAACAAGAGCCCGGCGAGGUGAGCUUUGCUUGACUCAAUUUUGAGUUCGCGCGGCGUCGCGGGGAACAACGUUGAGCUUCCUGCGCAGGGAUGCGCGAAGCUGAGGAGAGUCAGCUGUCGCGGUUCGAGGUGGCUGCGACGGCGGCCGGAGGAAAGGCCGGUGAAGGGGGGCGUUUCUGCCAGGGUGCUCCUUUACCCCGGAUCUACGGGGCGCCCACGUUGUUGACGAUGGGCGUUUGUAGUCAUGGUAGCCGAGGGAUGGGUGUAGGGCUGAUGCUUGGGAAGAGUGUGUCAGUUCUCGACUGCAACAUGGGAUUGAUUGGGUAUUGGAUA